AUGGCGAGCCGCAACAACUCGAUCGCUGCACCUCUACCGGAUUCUGUGGUCAAGAAGCAUGGUGUCAAAACCAUUGAAAGCAAUAAUGCAGUAACUGGCGCUCAUAACCUCACUCUCAAGCAGUCGAUCCUGCCUGUCUGCCUUGUCACCAUCCUCUUCUUCCUAUGGGGCUUCGCUUAUGGACUUCUCGACGUUUUGAACGCUCACUUUCAGACUGCUCUCCAUAUUACCAAGGGUCAGAGCGGUGGUCUCCAGGCUGCUUACUUUGGUGCUUACGCUAUUGGACCUCUCACCUACUCUGGUUGGAUCGUCAGAAGGUUCGGUUACAGAUGGGCCUUCAUCACGGGACUUUGCAUAUACGGUGUUGGUGCUCUGAUGUUCUGGCCAUCUGGUCUUAAGCGUUCCUUUGGCGGAUUCUGCGGAUCCAUGUUCAUCGUCGGAUCCGGUCUGUCAACUCUCGAGACUGCUGCCAAUCCCUUCAUCGCUACCUGUGGUCCUGCAAAGUACUCUGAGUUGCGUCUGACUCUUGCGCAAGCCUUCCAGGCUGUGGGAACCGUUGUCGCCCCUAUCCUGGCCAGUCAUGUCAUCUUCAAGAACGUCGACGACACCUCUCUUCAGUCUGUACAAUAUGUUUAUCUAGGGAUCGCCGUGUUUGUCUUCAUCCUUGCCGUCGUUUUCUUCUUCGCUCCGAUCCCCGAGGUUACCGACGCCGAUAUGGCUGCUCAGGCAGAGUCCAGUGGCGCUCAAACCGCCUACGAAGACAAACCCUUGUCUAAACAGUACACCUUGUUCUUCGGAGUGGCUGCUCAGUUCUGCUACGUCGGAGCACAGUGCGCAUAUGCAGGCUAUUUCAUCAACUACGUCUCUGCCGUUCGUCCUGGAACCAGCCAUGCUACUGGUGCCAACCUUCUUGCUGUUGCCCAGGGAUGUUUCGCCAUCGGCCGCUUCGUCGCGAGUGGUUUGCUCAAGAUCACAAAGCCUCGUCUGGUCCUCAUUGGUUUCCUCUCUGGUGUAGUACUCUUCGCGUGUUUGACCAUGGGUCUCAAGGGCAACGCUGGCAUCGCAUCGAUCUCUCUGGUUUUGUUCUUUGAAUCAUGCGUCUUCCCCCUGAUCUUUGCGCUGGCGAUCAGAGGUCUUGGUCGUCACUCCAAGCGCGGAGCCAGUUUUAUCGUCGCUGCUGUUUCUGGUGGCGCUUUGUUCCCUCCCGUCCUUGGUACUGUCGCCGACCAUAUCGGAACUCAAAAGGCCUUCUUUAUUCCCUUGAUUGGCUUCGUUAUCGCAUGGUGCUUCCCACUUUACCUUAACUUGUUCAAGGCAAAGAGCUUGGAUGGCUGGACUGAGGAGAAGGCUCCAUCAGCUUCUACUGAGAAGGAUGUAGAAAGCAUCAUUGAUGUAGAUGACGAGAAGAAGGGUGCCGCCAUUGAGCACCAAGAGGUUAGAGCUUAG
Molecule: messenger RNA, 1446 nt
Organism: Aureobasidium melanogenum CBS 110374
Lineage: Eukaryota; Fungi; Ascomycota; Dothideomycetes; Dothideales; Saccotheciaceae
Product: MFS general substrate transporter
Exons: 2
Coding region: 1-1446 (481 amino acids)
Biological process (GO): transmembrane transport
Molecular function (GO): transmembrane transporter activity
Source: RefSeq, a predicted model, not a curated record